Molecule: messenger RNA, 1136 nt
Organism: Striga asiatica
Lineage: Eukaryota; Viridiplantae; Streptophyta; Magnoliopsida; Lamiales; Orobanchaceae
Source: the annotation of a GenBank genome assembly
AUGGCUUUUGAUGUGUCUGAUGAUGUUACUUAUUGCAGUGUAAUUACAUUGCAAGGAAAUGAUUCUGCAGAAAGAGAAGGACCGAGCAAGAGGGGACGUAGUAAUCCAUAUGUUAGAAUGGGAGCCAAAGCUAGCCGGGAGAGAAUGAGACGAGAAAAGUUGAAUGACAGGUUCUUGGAAUUAUCUGCUGUCUUGGAACCUGAAAACCCCGUGAAAACAGAAAAGUUGGCGAUAUUGGUUGAUGCAAUUAGGUCUCUAAAGCAGCUGAAAGCUGAAUCCCACAAGUAUGUCGAAAUGAACACAAAGCUUUCGGAGGAGAUAAAAAAUCUAAAGGCUGAGAAAAUUGAGCUUCGUGAAGAAAAAUUGACGCUCAAGGCAGAUAAAGAAAGGAUUGAGCAGCAUUUGAAAAGCAUGUUUGUGCCUCCUACAGGAUUUAUGCCGGGAAAUUCAGCCGUAUUUCAGGUUGAGGCUAAAAAGAUGCAGAUGAUUCCCAGCUAUGGGUUUGUUCCUAUGUGGCAUUAUUUACCUCCAUUGACACAGGACACUUCUCAAGAUCAUCAACUCAGGCCUCCAGCUGCUUGAGCAUUGAAAAUUAAAAUAAGUUGUUCGAGCAUUCGAGAAUGUUGAGCAAUGCAUAUCUGUAAAUAACAAUUAGAAGCCUUUAUUUUUGUUCAUGGUUCUCAAGCACAAAUGUUGAUAUAGGAAGGACUGGUGACAACAUCCAGUUUGUGCCAUAGCCUUAACCACUGGACUUUCACUUGAUUCCAGUAAAUAAAUGUGAGUUAAAUUAGCCAUUGUAUAUAUAGUUUCUUUUUCUUUUCCUUGUAUCGUUGUAUAUCCAAAACCAUCGCCGAUGUAAAAUACUAAUGUGAGAAAAAUUUAAAUUUCCAACUCGGAUGAAACUCUUAUUUAUUUAUUAUUUACAUUAAAAAGGGAGAUAUAUUAGGAAAGUGUGCUUUUGCAAAACUUAAGACCAACUUUCAUCAAAUCUUCAAGCUUCGUUUAUGUUCAACUAAAACCACUUCCAAAAGAUAAUAUAUUGUGGUAAUACCGCUUUAUUAACAAAUGAAUGUAUGUUUACUAAAACAAACAAACAAAAUACUAAAAUCGUUCACAAAAACGAAGAUAUAGUAACU